Molecule: messenger RNA, 3674 nt
Organism: Solea senegalensis (Senegalese sole)
Lineage: Eukaryota; Metazoa; Chordata; Actinopteri; Pleuronectiformes; Soleidae
Gene: ppp1r14bb
Product: protein phosphatase 1, regulatory (inhibitor) subunit 14Bb
Exons: 4
Coding region: 445-825 (126 amino acids)
Biological process (GO): innate immune response; regulation of phosphorylation
Cellular component (GO): cytoplasm
Molecular function (GO): protein serine/threonine phosphatase inhibitor activity
Source: RefSeq, a predicted model, not a curated record
GAGAGAGAGAGCGGGAGAGAGAGAGGUGUGCUUUCUCUUUGUACUGACUGAAGAGUUGAGGUCGUUGUGGACUCUGCUGCCGCCGCCGCUGCCUCCUCUCUUUUAUGUAAGCAGAGUUUACACGCGGCUGUAAAUAGCACAAUAAGCCGGUCGCACUUUUCGUUUGGCCGUUACUUGUCGCUGGCUUGUGUGUUGUUCUGUGCUAGUUUUUUUGAGAACCGUCUGACCAACAAAGCGUGAGGUCCAGGCUGUGGUGCUUCUCCUUCUUCCCCCUCUGUGGAUUUUUACACUCACACAUCCAACACCAGUCGUGGUUUUUCCCUCAGUUUUUUUCCAGUCGCUGCGUUUUCUCGCCUCGUUCUCCUUCUUUCAACACUUCCACACCUCCGGGUUUUCCUCCCCUCCCUCCCUCCCCCUUCUACCCCCCUCAAAAACCGAGCGACCAUGGCUGCUGUAACGAGCCCGGAGACGAGCCCUCAACCCCGGGUUUAUUUCCAGACGCCGGAUGCUUCCGAACCGGAGACGCCGGUUCGCAAGCAGGGACGUGUUACGGUCAAAUACGACCGCAAGGAGCUGAGGAAGAGACUGAACCUGGAGGAGUGGAUUAUCGACCAGCUAACGGACCUGUACGACUGUGAGGAGGAGGCCAUCCCAGAACUGGAGAUAGACGUGGACGAGCUGCUGGAUAUGCCCAGUGAUGUUGAACGAGCAGCCAGGGUCAAGGACUUGCUGGUUGACUGUUUUAAACCUACUGAGGACUUCGUCUCCGAGCUGCUGGACAAGAUCCGAGGGAUGCAGAAGCUCUCCACGCCUCAGAAGAAAUGAUGGCAUCCCUCCUCCUGCUCUGCCUCCUCCCUACAUCCUCCCGCCCUCACCGCUCAUCUCUUCCAUCGCUCCCCUUUCUUUUUGUCUUCUGUUUCAGUACCUUCCUUUUUUCCUCUCUUCAUCCCUCCUUUUUCUCAAGUUGCCUGGAUCCAGUCCCAUAAAUCACUUCCAUUUAGUUGUUUUUUUUAACUACCCCUCUAGGUCAUUGAAUAACUCUCUAUCAGAAAGCAUAAAGAAUUAAUAAGUGAUUAAGAGUUUCAAUGGCACUUCUUAAAACCAGGCACUCUCCUUCCUUCCUUCCUUCCUCCAUCCUUUAUUUGGCUUCACUCCUCUCCUCUCGUCCAGCUCUUCCUUCUUUCCACCCUCCGCUGCGCUACUCUCCAUCCUCCAUCUGUCUGAGGAGGAAGAGGAGGGGAGCUGCGAUGAGACGAAUCCCAUAAUUACUGGGAGUAGGAUGAAUCAGAGUAGCCAAGAAAAGAGUGGAUGGGUGAACGAUGAUGGAGGGAACAGCAGCCUAUCACUGCUUAUAUUCCCCUUUUAUGUUAUCUGUGAGGGAAACUGUAUCUGAUCCAGCUCCCAAACGUCCUCCUUCUGCCAUUUCCCUCUUCAUUUUGAGGGCACGGGGGGAAUACUCACUUGAAUUUAGUCUUUAUGUGAAUCAGGCUAACUGUUGGGGGGUCAGUGAGCAGAUAUCUUCACCUUAAUCAAAGGCAUUUGCUACAGUGGUGCAUUGAAACGAAGAAUCUGUUGGAAAAACAAGCUGCACUAUGUAAUUGUGGGAGGAAAUCUGAACCUCUGACCACAAGGAGUAUUGUAUGGUGUAUUUUUAGUCCAGCAAAGAGGCUAAUUUGAUCCUUGAAGCUCAAAGAAAGUCACUGGUUGGCUGUGGUGGUGGUCAUAUUAUCCAAAACCAAUUUUAGACUUUAAAAACACAUCUUCCUUUUAGAGUUAGAAGUAGGUUAUUUUGGGUUGGCUGUGCUUAACUUGAAUUCAAAUUCUUGCAAAAAAAAAAGAAGAAAAGAAAAGGUUUUUCUUUUCUCCAAUACGUAGUGCUGUCCUAAGAGAGGCUUUGUAGAAGCCCCUGCUGUCCAGCCUGCACACACACACCCUACGUACAAGGUCUGUGUGUUGCUAAAUGCUACGUGUGUGGGGUUGUUUUUUAGGCCUGUAUAUUCUGCUGUUCUGUAUGAAAACUUUGAAUUUUAGUGUAGGACUGGUUCCUGGGGGUUUUUUUUUGUUUGUUUUUUAAAAAAUACACAUACACACACACACACACAUGCACACACUGACAGUUCAACAGAGGACCUGGAACAAAGCUGCCUUGUUUUUUUUCUUUCUUUUGUCUUUUUUUUUUUUUUACAUCCCCUCCCCUGCUCGGACUCUUUCUCACAGUGUUUCCCUUUUUUCUACGAAAUCAUAGAGUCCUCCACAUUGUUUUGAGUUUGGCGGACAUUCAGUCCGCCGCGGUCACAUGUUGUGUAGAUGUGGGAACUCUGAAAAUGCCUUUUUACAUCAGUCCAGCCACCAACGAGAUGUGAAUAUGAAGGAUGGAGGCCGCUCUUUUGAAUUUGAAUGUGUCUAAAUGAAUUCGCCGCUCUCUUUUUCCUCCAUUUUUCUUUCUUCUUCUGCUCUCUUUCUCUCACUCUCUCUCACACACACACACAGAGACCACCCUUGGGGCAGAGGAACCACAUUCACAAACACAGUUGCCUCUUACACAGAUGCACACACUCACACACAAGUGCAGAGAGAAAAGAGGAGAUUUUCCGUUUUGCAGCUGCCAAUCAUCUCCCAGAAUAAGCCAUCUGUUUCAGAUUCUAAGCCAAUCAGAUCGAAGGCCAAAGCCCAUCGGCCAAUAGGAGGAGCAGCAACAUUUGCUGUGACCAUUUGCCGACGACACCUGCGGUGACAGCAGCCCUCCGAUCUCUUCGUCUUUAUCUCUCAGCGCACGCACACACACACACACACACACACACACUGUGGCCCAUUUUCUUCUUGCUGCUCUGUCAUUUCUCCCUGGCAUCCACUCGCUCCUCUAUCUUCAUCCCUCUGUUCGCCCUCCCUUUCUAUUCUUCUUCAUUUUCUUCUUUAAGAAACAGAUGUUGCCUUAGGUAUUAUUUAUGUUACACAAACCAAAUAAACGGGAGACAUUCAUUUUUAUUAAAAAAAAAAGAAAAGAAAAAAGGUAACGCAAACUGCUAAGGCGCCGUGUUACUGAGCAGAAAUGCCAAGCGUGGAGAAUCCGAGAUCUUCUCUCGCUCCGUUUCUGUCUCCUUUUUGAAAAACAAAAUGAGAUUCUGUUUCUUUUUUUUGUUUUUUUUUAGAAGUGUGUGUUUAGUACUUAGGCCUUGAUACAGUGAUUUUUGUUUAGAUGAACCAAUGUUCUUUGCCGUUACAUUGAAUACAGGUCUUUUAUUGUGAUCAUGACACUUCUUGAUGACAUGCCUUGGAUUAACAUGACGUUUAAACAAAAAUCCAUUCAGAUUAACGUUGGUGUUGUUUGGUUUUGUGUUCCAAAUCGAAUCACCGUCUAAAAUCUGAAUGGAUUUUAAUUUCUAAAUCCAGGUUUGGAUUGUACCUUCUUAGACUGUUAUUGAGAAGUCUGUUUUUUUUACUGUUGUGGAAAAUUGCAAAAAAAAAAAAAGAUAUAUAUACUUAUAAUUAUCAUUGAGGCUAAAUACAAGAGCUAAACUGUGGGGAUUGAAGGAGUGGUGGUGUUUUCUUUUGGUUUUUUUGGACAAUGAUUAGAUCAAACCAACAAACAAAUGUAGCAAUAUCAACAACAGGUCUUGUUUUUGCCCAAUUUUGUUACACUUUUAUGCAACUUUAAUAAAAACAUGUGAAACUGA